CCAAACUCCCGCCCUGCCUCCUAGUCUCCUCACCGUGAGGGUCCCCCGUGCGCCCCGGCGCCCCGUCCCGGCGCCCGCCCCGCCCCUGCGGGGUCCGCAGCCCCUCCGGGAGCAGGUGUCCCGCCCGCCCGCUGGAGCGGCUCAGUUCUCGAACAGUUCCCGCCGGGACCGAGCCCAGCUCGAAUCCAAGGCUCUGCGCUUCCCGGGCAUCCUGGGCUGCCCGGCGCCGGCGUUCGGAGGAGACCCGCCUCGGGCUCGGCCACCGGCGUCCAUGACCGAGCCCCGGUGAGCGGCCGGCCCGCGGGUCCAGCUGCCCGUCCACAAAGCAGGGGACCUGAGACCCCAGGGGCCCUGACUGUCCUCUGCCCUGGGGUCCAGCGACACGCCAGGACCUGCAGGAUGCCUCUCUUCUUCCGAAAGCGGAAGCCCAGCGAGGAGGCCCGGAAACGCCUGGAAUACCAGAUGUGUCUGGCCAAAGAAGCGGGGGCCGAUGACAUUCUUGACAUCUCGAAGUGUGAGCUCUCGGAGAUUCCAUUCGGGGCCUUUGCGACGUGCAAGGUUCUGCAGAAGAAGGUGCUAAUUGUCCACACGAAUCACCUCAGCGCUCUGCUCCCAAAAUCCUGCAGCCUCCUGAGCCUCGCGACCAUCAAGGUCCUGGACCUUCACGACAACCAGCUGACAGUCCUUCCGGAAGAUCUAGGGCAGCUGACGGCCCUCCAGGUACUAAACGUGGAAAGGAACCAACUGACGUCGCUCCCACGCUCCACGGGGCGCCUGGCCCAGCUCCAGACGCUCAACGUGAAAGACAACAGGCUCCGGGAGCUGCCCGACACGCUGGGGGAGCUUCGCAGCCUGCGGACCCUGGACGUCAGCGAGAACCCGCUGCAGAGGCUGCCCCCGGUGCUGGCGCACGUCCGCACCCUGGAGACGCUGAGCCUCAGUGCCGCGAGCAUGGUCUUCCCGCCGCCGGAGGUGUGCAGUGCCGGCACCGCGGCCGUCCAGCAGUUCCUCUGCAAAGAGUCGGGGCUGGACUACUACCCGCCCUCCCAGUACUUGCUGCCUGUCCUGGAGCAGGACGGCGCCGAGGACUCCGGGGACUGUCCCGAUGGGCCCAUGGCUCGAUUCUCCCAGGAGGAGCUCGAGUGGCAGAACAGGCUCUCGGACUACGAGAAGAGGAAGGAGCAGAAGGCACUGGAGAAGCUGGAGUUCGAGCGGCGCCUGGACCUGGGGCAGCGCCAGUACAUGCGGCUCCUGCAGGAGAGCCACAGCCAGAAGGACGAGAUCCUGCAGACCGUCAAGGAGGAGCAGUCGCGGCUGGAGCAGGGCCUGAGCGAGCACCAGCGCUACCUGGACGCGGAGCGGCAGCGGCUGCAGGAGCAGCUGAAGCAGGCGGAGCUGGACAUCUCCGGCCGGGUCCAGGCGCUCCUGCAGGAGAACCAGAGGCAGAAGAAGAGCUCUGAGAUUCUGAAGUCGCUGGAGAAUGAAAGAAUAAGAAUGGAGCAGCUGAUGGCCAUAACCCAGGAGGAGACGGAGAACCUGCGGCGACGGGAGAUUGCCUCCGCCAUGCAGCAGAUGCUGGCCGAGAGCUGCAGGAACCAGCUCCUGCAGGUGGCCUACGAGUCCCAGAGGCAGAGCCUGGUGCAGCAGACCUGUUCCAGCAUGGCCGAAAUGGACGAGCGGUUCCAGCAGCUUCUGUCGUGGCAGCAGAUGGACCAGAACAAAGCGAUCAGCCAGAUCCUGCAAGAGAGUGCCAUGCAGCGGGCCGCCUUUGAGGCCCUGCAGGUGAAGAAGGACCUUGCGCACCGGCAGAUCCGGCACCAGAUUAAGUUAAUAGAGACUGAGUUACUGCAGCUGACACAGCUGGAGUUAAAGAGGAAAUCCCUGGACACAGAGGCACUGCAGGAGAUGGUCUCGGAGCAGCGCUGGGCCCUCAGCAACCUGCUGCAGCAGCUGCUCAAGGAGAAGCAGCAGCGCGAGGAGGAGCUGCGGGCCAUCCUGGUGGAGCUCGAAGCCAAGAGCGAGACCAAGCAGGAGAACUACUGGCUGAUCCAGUACCAGCGGCUCCUGGACCACAAGCCCCUGUCCCUGCGGCUGCAGGAGGAAGGCCUGGAGGGCCCGCUGGUGGCCCUGCUCCGGGAGCUGUCGGCCGAGCACUACCUGCCCGUCUUCGCCCACCACCGCCUGUCGCUGGAGCUGCUGGGCCGGAUGAGCCCCGGAGACCUGGCCAAGGUGGGCGUCUCGGAGACCGGCCUCCAGCACGAGAUCCUGCGGCGAGCCCGGGAGCUGCUGGAGGCGGCCAGGGCCCAGCCAGAGCCGCUGAAACCACCCAAGGAUGAGCCUCCCACCGCCCCCGAGGAGCCCCCUGAGUCCACGAGGCCCUCUGCGCCCCCCCAGGAGCUGGAGGUGCCGACCUCAGAGUGUGUGGUGUGCCUGGAGAGAGAGGCGCAGAUGAUCUUCCUCCACUGCGGCCACGUGUGCUGCUGCCAGGAGUGCUGCGAGCCGCUGCGCACGUGCCCGCUGUGCCGCCAGGACAUCGCCCAGCGCCUGCGCAUCUACCACAGCUGCUGAGCCCGCCCCAGCGCCGCCGCGCAGUGCGCCUGCGCGUCUCUCCCACCGCGGGGGGCCGACUCUGCCCUCAGCGCCUGCACCUGCCGCGCGAAGACUCCUGCGCCUGCGCGUUCCUCCCCGCCCCGGUGCCUGACUCCGCCCCCAGCACCUCGCACGUGCCCGACGUGCUGCCGGAGACGCCUGCGCCUGCGCAUUUAUCGCCGCUUAGGGGCCUGACUCCGCCCCCGGCCCCGCCCCCAGCGCUGCGCACGUGCCCUCUGUGCGGCCCGGUACACCUGCGCCUGCCCGUCUCUCAUCUCUGGCGGCACUAACUCCGCCCCCGGGCCCGCACGUGCCAGCUUUGCCGGCUGUGCCCUAGGAGCCGUGCCUCUGUCGCAGCAGCUGCGUGUCCACGCGUGGGGACGUCGCUUUCCGCAGGCCGGUCUCAGCCCCCAGCGUCCCGCCCGCGUGCCCGCCCACGGCGAGGCCGGACGCUGGUGGGGAGUGGUCCUGCCGCAGCCCGCGCUCGUCUGAACCCCAGGGAGGAGGAAGGAGCUCCUGGAGGUGGGCAGGCCUGGGCUCAGAAAGGUGACUACCCCGGGCCCUGCCGUAGCCUGCAGCUGCCUGCAGGGAUCGUCACAGGGGACCGGGCUGGGGUGCAGGAGGGGAGGUCGGGGGCGCCUUGUGCCGUGCACUGGGGACCGCCCGCGGGUCGCGCCCUCCUGGCCUCCCAGACCUCCUCCCCGUGUGGCUCUGGGACAGGCGGCGAACUUUGCAGACCCAGAGCCGGAGCCAUAAUAAACGCCCUCCCGGCCUGCGCCGCCCGCUCUCCGUGGGGGUGGCAGGGACGGCCCAGGAGACGGCUGCGCACUGCACAGUGCACAUCCUGCACGCGGGCUUUGAGCCUCGUCCCUGACAUUCGGAUGCACGUUCUGGGUUUUCUUAGGCUUAGGGCCGGGUGUGGGCUGACCCCAGGCGCCAGGGGCCGCCAGUGCCCAUCCCAGGGCGGCGCCCAGCUCGGGCUGGCUGAGAGGAAACCGCCGCCGGGCCUCAGUGUCCCUCCCUCUGCCGACUGAGGGUUGCUGGGGAGAGCCCUGCUCCCCAGCUGCCCCCCACGUCUCCCCAGGCCUGCGGUGGGCACGUGCCCGUAGACUCGCUCGGGCCCAGGGGAUGCCCAAGACCACCUAGGGAGUAGGUGUCUCCCGGCUCGCCCAGCCUGGCUUCCACCUCCCCCAGCGGCAAGACCUCGGGCAGUGGGCGUUGCUCCCCGGAGCCUGGGGAGGGUGGGUUGGCACAGGGUCCUCACUGCCCCCAGGGCUGACCAGGCCCCGUCCCUGCUGAUAGACGCACACAUACACCAUGCACAUGCGUCACUCUCCCCCGCAGCACCCGGGGUGCCGGCCGAGGCGCACGGUGGCCGCACGCAGUACUGGCUUUAAAUAAAGCAUUUAUUGAUUAAUGGAA
Molecule: messenger RNA, 4011 nt
Organism: Sorex araneus (European shrew)
Lineage: Eukaryota; Metazoa; Chordata; Mammalia; Eulipotyphla; Soricidae
Gene: LRSAM1
Product: leucine rich repeat and sterile alpha motif containing 1
Exons: 25
Coding region: 400-2568 (722 amino acids)
Molecular function (GO): protein binding
Source: RefSeq, a predicted model, not a curated record